UAUCAACACAGAAAGCCAAAAUGGCAGAACUCAAAUGGAUGUGUCUUUCCUUCUCAGUAUCUCUUUUGCUGAGCUUAGCAGUUGGAUCCCAUGACAUAGACUCUCGGAAAUGGUCUGUUGGAAAUCACUUUGGUUACGAUGGGGGCUUUUGUCUUCCUGGUCUCUGCAUUAGAGGAGCCGGUGGCAGCAGAGUCAAUUUUGGCCGUGGUGGUCGCGGCAGAAUUCGAUACAAUGGUAAUAGGGACAGGACUGGUUUCAGAGACACCAUGUACUGCAAACCGCUGACUUGCUUGUCUGGAUCAUGCGAUGCACUCCAUUUGCAUUUAGACAAAGGGCUGUAUGAAUCUCUCGUAAACAAGAACGCAGCAAAACAACUAUCAACUGUUGAUUACAACAUCCCCGAGACGUUCAAACACAAUAACGUCAACAAUAAUUAUGAUGUGCAAGAAGCUGCAAUGACACCACAAUCUAACUAGCUAAUGAAGUUUUUAGUCUUUUGUCGUUUGGUUUUGUAAUAAUUAACAUAAUUAAUCUCAAUAAAUCUCAUCAGACUGAGAUGUUGUUAUCACAGUGGAAUAGUUUACUCGUGUAAACAGAAAGAAAUAAUAAACUAGUAGAAAACAAAUUUUACUCA
Molecule: messenger RNA, 634 nt
Organism: Brassica napus (rape)
Lineage: Eukaryota; Viridiplantae; Streptophyta; Magnoliopsida; Brassicales; Brassicaceae
Exons: 1
Coding region: 21-476 (151 amino acids)
Source: RefSeq, a predicted model, not a curated record